UCAGCUGUUUUAAGCAGCCGGGUUUUUAUCGCCUCCGUAAUCCUCAUAAAAAUUACCAUGUUGGGCAGGCUCUUACGAAAACCACGGAUCUCCGGGAGCUUGAGCUGGUCCCGCUGGAGCAGUGAUGCUGCCAAGGCCACUACAGAAGCAGCUCCGUUUGGGGAGAAUCCGGAAAAGCGACAGCAGUUGCUGAACGAACUGGCCGAACCGUUGGAUCAGAAAACCCGGCCCGCCAUCGACCCCAAGGAAACCACUAUAAUGUUAUUUCCCGGCCAAGGUACCCAGUAUGUCGGCAUGGGCAAGGAGUUGCUUCGGUUUCCUGGAGCAAGGCGCAUCUUUGAGAUGGCCAACGAUGUGCUCAGAUAUGAUCUCCUCAAGAUUUGUCUGGAGGGACCACGUGAGAAACUUAACCGCACGGAGCACGCCCAGCUUGCCGUGAUGGUUUCAUCACUGGCUGCCUUAGAGCAGCUGAGGGAGGAGCGACCCAAUGCCAUUGAGACCUGUGUAGCUGCGGCCGGAUUUAGUCUGGGCGAGAUCACUGCUCUGGUUUAUGCGGAUGCCAUUCCUUUUGAUAAGGCCCUGCGGCUAGUCCAGGUUCGGGCCAACGCCAUGCAGGCUGCCUGCGAUCGAGCGGCUGGAGCCAUGUCCAUGGCCAUUUACGGUCCUGAUACGAAUCUGGGCGAAGCCUGUAGUCGAGCGCAGCAGUGGUGUCUGGAUAAGGGAGUGGAGUCCCCAUACUGCGGCAUUGCCAACUACAUGUACCCGCACUGCAAGGUGAUAGCCGGAAACGUAGAAGCCAUUGAGUUCCUCGAGAAAAAUGCCAAAGCCUUGAAAAUCCGGAAGAUGAAGAGACUGGCAGUCAGUGGCGCCUUCCACACUCCCCUAAUGGAAAGUGCUGUGGCGCCCUUCAAGAAAGCCUUGGAUUCUGUUCACAUCCGAGAUCCCGUCAUCAGGGUUUACUCGAAUGUAGAUGGCAAACGCUACAGACACGCCAAGCACAUUUCCCAGCAGCUUCCCAAGCAAAUAGUGCGUCCGGUCAAGUGGGAACAGACCCUCCACGAAAUGUACGAAAGGAAACAGGGAGUAGAAUUCCCCCGGACCUUCGAAUGCGGUCCGGGAAAAGGACUCAUCCAGGUCCUGGAGAAAGUGAAUGCAAAGGCCUCCCAAACGAGUUUCAAUGUUACAGCUUAG
This is a messenger RNA of Drosophila bipectinata, 1191 nucleotides long. It is a transcript of the gene beg, whose product is annotated as malonyl-CoA-acyl carrier protein transacylase beg. Gene Ontology annotation, molecular function: transferase activity. The record is from RefSeq and is a predicted model, not a curated record. Lineage: Eukaryota; Metazoa; Arthropoda; Insecta; Diptera; Drosophilidae.